UUGCUUACUUAAAAGCACUGACAAAAUGUCGCAGACCAGCGAUAACUACGAUGGAUAUUUUCAUAAUAGGACUCAUGUUGGCUUCCUCGGUUUUGGGCCAACCUCCGGCUGAAAACAAAACAUGCUACCAAGGAAACCAAAAGACAGCGGCAGAAUGCUGCCCUCUUCCUCGAAUGAUGGAAAAGUCCAUUGCAGACAUGUGCAACAGCAAGUAUAAGGCCCUCAGUCCGAGAGUUCCACCAGGAGUACGGAAGACCGAAGGAUCGUGCGUCACUCAAUGCAUCUUCACCACCAUCGGCGGUUACAACGAAAAGAACAAUACGCUUAACAUCGAAGCAAUCCGGAAAGCGAUCCUUACAACGACUGCCAAUGCGAAGGCUUUCUUGCCGUUGCUCAACAGCAGCAUCGACCACUGUUAUCCAAUCAUUUCGAAGGAUCCCCAGUUUCUGGCAACCCCGGUAUCGCCUAUCCCAGAACGCGAAGGGUGCAGCUUCCUGCCGCCUGCUUUGAUGAAUUGCAUCAAGAUUGAUCUGUUUCAGAAUUGUCCCCAGAAAAAGUGGAACAAUGCAACCGAAUGUCAGCGUUUGAAUGAGAAAAUUACAACAGGAUGUUCGUUUUCAUCGAUAGUCAGUGGUUAAUAUUAAUGAGUGAUAGAUGGUACGCUGAUAAACAAUAAAUGUGAAGUAGCAUAAAUAAAGUGCUGCGUGGUUAGAAA
Molecule: messenger RNA, 715 nt
Organism: Aedes aegypti (yellow fever mosquito)
Lineage: Eukaryota; Metazoa; Arthropoda; Insecta; Diptera; Culicidae
Product: general odorant-binding protein 67
Exons: 4
Coding region: 51-638 (195 amino acids)
Source: RefSeq, a predicted model, not a curated record